AUGAGUGCCAAAAACUCGCAUGAUGCUUCAUUAGAUAAUGUGACGUUACGGCUCAUUCUAGUUAGUGGUCGGACACAUGAAUUUUCAUUCACACCUCAAACAUCAGCACAUGAUGUUACGUUGCGAGUUUUUGAGCAAUGGCCAUCAGAAUGGCUGGAUGAAAAAGUAGAGUCAGCUUCCAUGUUGAAGCUUAUCUACCAUGGCCGAUUCCUACACGGAUCCGUUACUCUGGGAGCUCUUCAGCUUCCGUCUGGUAAAACGACCGUCAUGCAUUUAGUUACAAGGGAAAACUUACCGGAGCCAAAUUCUAGUGAUUCACUUGCUAAAAGGAAAAGAGGCGGUUGCUGCCGAUGUGCAGUUUCAUAG
Molecule: messenger RNA, 366 nt
Organism: Auanema sp. JU1783
Lineage: Eukaryota; Metazoa; Nematoda; Chromadorea; Rhabditida; Rhabditidae
Source: the annotation of a GenBank genome assembly